UCUACCUCUCACUCAUCUUUGCGCAUUGCUGUAGACUGUUCAUAAGAUCACUGCAUCAAUUCAACUUUGUUCAUUAGAUCUUCUUUCUUAGAAUAUCAUGGUCUUUGAUAUCUCCAACCCAGGGCUUCAACUAGGUCUUGGUCUUGGCCUCCAUGAUCAGUCACAAGAAACUUGCAUGAAGAGCCAUGAACGAAGGCGAAGACAAAGACAGAGCCAGAAAAAGAAGGAAGCGGAUCCACGUAAGAACAAGACUCACCCAUCACUUAGGUUAGGACCGCCCCAUGAUGAUGAUGCAAAUAAUAAUCAUCAAGUUACAAAGACUGAUUCCGAUGAAUGUUGUGAUGAUUUUCACGGUCGUGCUUCUCCUCCGAGUGCAGUGUCUUCGUUUCUUAACUCAUCAAGCAUCAUCAAGAGAGAGCGAGAUCGUGAAGAAGUUGAGUUAGAGGUAGAGAAGUUUCCCUCAAACUUAAGAGUCGUGGAUCUUCAUGAAUAUGGUAAUUACUCCAAGAAGAAGCUUAGACUCACCAAAGAACAAUCUGCAGUCUUGGAAGAUAGCUUCAAAGACCAUUCUACUCUCACUCUGACACAGAAGCAAGAAUUGGCAAAGAAACUGAAUCUGCGGGCGAGACAAGUGGAGGUAUGGUUUCAGAACAGAAGAGCGAGGACAAAACUGAAGCAAACGGAAAUGAACUGUGAGAUACUGAAAAAGUGCUGCGAAAGUCUAACAGAGGAGAACAAGAUGCUGCAAAAAGAGUUGGAAGAGCUUAAAUUGAUGAAAACAGCAUUGCAGGGACCCAUUUUUAUGCAGCUUCCAGUGCCAACCCUUACGAUAUGCCCUUCCUGUCAGAGAAUUUCCGGUGGCAGCGCCGCCACCACCACCGACAAUGCCUCCUCUUCUACCACCACCACCACCUUGCUUGUGGGUCCAAAGCUCCCCCACUUCUAUAAAAAUAACUACACAUUCACACAAUCAUCUGCAGCUUGCUAGCUAAAUAAUACAACUUAGUCAAAUAUUAAUAAAUUCAACUUUUUUUCUGUUAAAAAUCAUUUAAAAUUAUGAUGAAAGUGUAUUCGUAUCACUUUCUUUCUUUUUUAUCAUUUUUUCUAGUUUUAGUUUCUUAUGUAUAUCACCUCUACCAAUGAUAUACACAGUAUAUAUAAUCCUUCUGCAAUUAUUUUGGUGGAAAUUUAUCCUGUAAUAUUGUAAAAAUGGUCGAUCAACGUGCAGCUUAAUUAUUGUUAAUGCAUGUGAUUUAGCUACAAGAAAGUGUAUCAGUUUACUCGAAUCUCAUUGGUCAUAGAUUA
Molecule: messenger RNA, 1305 nt
Organism: Vigna unguiculata (cowpea)
Lineage: Eukaryota; Viridiplantae; Streptophyta; Magnoliopsida; Fabales; Fabaceae
Product: homeobox-leucine zipper protein HAT22-like
Biological process (GO): regulation of DNA-templated transcription
Molecular function (GO): sequence-specific DNA binding; DNA-binding transcription factor activity, RNA polymerase II-specific
Source: RefSeq, a predicted model, not a curated record